Molecule: messenger RNA, 1591 nt
Organism: Sorghum bicolor (sorghum)
Lineage: Eukaryota; Viridiplantae; Streptophyta; Magnoliopsida; Poales; Poaceae
Exons: 2
Coding region: 1-1344 (447 amino acids)
Biological process (GO): protein ubiquitination
Source: RefSeq, a predicted model, not a curated record
AUGGCCAUCAUGCCAUCGUCGUCGUCCUGGACGACGCUACGAGCUCUGACGAUGACCUUGGCUCUCGCCACCGUCGCCGCUGCUGCUGCUUCCCGUCAGCCGUCGCCGGGAGCAUCCACCACCACCAACCUGACCCUCCACAACCUGUGCCCGUACCCAGUCUGGCCGCUGGUGACCGCCAACUCAGGAGUGCCCUCGAUCCCGACCGACGCCGACGGCGAGCCGGCGGGACGUCUGGACGGCAACGGCGACGGCCUGGCGACACUGGCGUUCCCGCCGGGGGCGUGGUCAGGCCGCGUGGUGGCGCGAACGGGGUGCACCGGGGACGACGAGGAAGACGCGUACGGCGACGACGGCCCGCUGGUCCCGUUCCGGUGCGCGACGGGCGACGCGCCGCCGGUGACGGUGGCGCAGGUGAGCGUGGGCGGGCCGGGCGGCGCCGCGGCGUACAGCGUGAGCCUGGUGGACGGCUUCAACGUGGCCGUCGUAGUGACGCCGCACGGGCUGCCGCCGCCGCCGCCGGAGGGUGCCCGGCGCGGGCGGCGGUGCCCCACGCUGGGAUGCGCCGUGGACCUCGCCGCCGAGUGCCCACCGCGCGCCCGCGCGCCUGGAGGAGGGUGCGGCGCCGGCGCGUCCGAGGCGGCGCUGUUCAAGCACCUGUGCCCCGAUACGAGGACCAACGCCACGGACGUCGAGGUCUCGCCGCAGGACUGCGUCGACCCCGGCGAGAUCAAGGUCGUCUUCUGCCCCAAGCCUGACAGCGUCGUCGCCGGCCACCUCUACAACGCGUACAAGUCGCCGGCGUUCAUCGCGCUGGUGAGCGCGCUGUGCGUGGCCGUGGUGCUGCUGCUGCACCAAUGCGUCCUCGUCAACUGCUGCCACGGCGGCGCCGCCGCCGCCGACCGCGACCGGCGCCGACGCAGGCAGCAGCACCACCAGCGGCACGUCGUCGGCGUGGUCACCACGACCACGUCAACCGACGCGCGGCGGCGCCAGCAGGACGGCAACGACGACGACGUCAGCGUGGAGGUGAGCGCGACGUCGCGCACGCACCUCGUCGCCGCGGCGGUGGUGUGCCGGUACCGCAAGGAGGAGGCCUGGAAGGAGACGACGUGCCCGGUGUGCCUGGCCGACUUCGACGACGGCGAGGCCGUGCGGGUGCUCCCCGAGUGCAUGCACUACUUCCACGCCGAGUGCAUCGACACCUGGCUCCGCGGCAGCACCAGCUGCCCGAUGUGCCGCGCCGAGACCACGCCGUCGCCCACGCCGACACCUAGCUCGGCGUCCGUGCGCCACCACCUCGAGCUCUCCGUCUCGCUCGAGGAGAUCCUCGUCAGAUCGUAGCAGCUCCCGGACCAUUUCCUCGGAGCAACAAUGGCGUAGGCUGCGGCUGGAAGCGUAGCGAGAAACAGAGCAACGGGAGGAGGAGGAGGGAGGCGAAGCAGAGUGCUGCUUGCUCUGCUUCGUUUGCAUGCUUGGAAGCAGAGCAUGGCGGGGAUUUCUUCCAUUUUUGGAUAUAGCACAGAAAGAUUUUAAAAUUAGGUGGAAAUAUUUUUAUUUCUCUUGAUUGAUCUCAAAUUAAUUUUGGAUG